AUGGUCGACACUUCUGAAUUGCUUCUGUCGUUGGAUCACAUUAAGUACAGGAAGCCGGGCGAUGGCAGGUCACCGAUUGGAAGACUACUUCUAUACAAGGAGCAUGUGGAGUGGAGGGAUAAUGCUGGACCUGAAGUCCUCUUUGUGAAGUUCAUGCAGAUCAAAGGUCAACGCGUUUCACCCCCUAACAAGUCGAAGGUUCAGUUACAACUGGUGCUUCAAAAUGAUGAACAGGCGACUUUUGUGUUUCUGAAUCCAACGUUGAACAAAGACGAACUGGUUAAGGAGCGUGAUCUUCUAAAGGAGACCCUACAGCAAGCCCUAAUAGCUCAUCGACAGAGAGUUAAUCAGUUAGCAGCUGCAAAUGAACAGGAUGUCAAACAAACCGAGCUUCGAGAGAAACAGCGCAUACUUGGAGAAAACAAGCAUCUGGACCAAUUGUAUACUCACCUCGUGGCGUCGAAAUUAAUUAGUGCUCAAGAAUUUUGGACCGACUACUUUAGCUCUUCCGGUGUCAUGGAGGAUAAAACGGGUGUUAGUGGUGCAUUCCUGUCGAAUAUAGUGCAGCAGGAAGGCACGAAUGGUAUUAAGCUCAAUUUGAAUACAGAGAUUAUCCAGGCCGUAUUCAAGACUUAUCCAGCAGUAGAGAAGAAACAUCUGGAACUUGUUCCGCACGAGAUGACUGAGGCGCAGUUUUGGACAAAAUUUUUCCAGUCGCAUUAUUUUCACCGUGAAAGGGAGGUUUUGCCCAACCCCAGUGAUCCAUUUUCUGACUGCGUUCGACUGGAUGAAGCAGAAAUGGAAAGAAUUCAGCAUAGUGGGAUAUCUCGUAAACGGUUUGACCUAGAACAUCUUGACGACAAUAUUUUGACUACUGAUUUUAUCGUUAAGAAACCAGAUCCAAUAAAAGCACGGCAAAAGAACACUCUUGUUCGGCGUUGUAAUUAUUUGUCGGAGAAAAUUCUUAUGGCUUUGAAACCCGUGCCAAGUACGGAUACGGCCAAUGACGUGCCAAAGUCAACGGGCUUUGCUGUCCUAAAUAGGUUAAUCGAAGAAGACGAAGGCAGGUUGGAGUCGAAUGAACUGAUUGAGGAAAGUGGGAAGGAAGAUUGCCAAAUCCUUAAUAUCAUUGCCAAUAGUCGAGGAGUUGACGUAGGCUUCCUUGCGUAUUUUCUCUGUUUCAUAAUUUUCUUUAUAGCUUAUAGGAUUCUGAUAACUUGA
Molecule: messenger RNA, 1221 nt
Organism: Angiostrongylus costaricensis
Lineage: Eukaryota; Metazoa; Nematoda; Chromadorea; Rhabditida; Metastrongylidae
Source: the annotation of a GenBank genome assembly